Messenger RNA from Camelina sativa (false flax), 1392 nucleotides. Its product is annotated as WAT1-related protein At5g40210. The record is from RefSeq and is a predicted model, not a curated record. NCBI's taxonomy places the organism in Eukaryota, Viridiplantae, Streptophyta, Magnoliopsida, Brassicales, Brassicaceae. Gene Ontology annotation, cellular component: membrane. Gene Ontology annotation, molecular function: transmembrane transporter activity.
UAUAUAUGUAUUAAUAAAAUCUCAAAUUUGGGAGAGAAGAAGAAGAAGAAGUCAAAAAGUACUACUAAAAAUGCCUCCGGGAAGGUUAUGUAACGGAGAUGGCUGGAUCUUGACGGCAAUGGUUGCGUCGGAGAUUUCUAACGUCGGAGUAAACCUUCUUGUCAAAGCAGCAACUUCCAAAGGACUUAGCCCAUUUGUGGUUCUUGUCUAUUCCUACACUUUUGGAUAUCUUCUUCUUCUUCCUCUUACCUUCUUCUCCUUGAGGUUCCUCUUCACAUUCUCACGACUCUGUUUCAAGUUUUUGAUAAGUAUUUGCUCUUACAUAUAUAACAAGACCCCUCUACAGAACAAGAUCUCUCCCUCCGUUGACGUUUUCGAUCCUAUGCAACAUGGGGAUUCUUGGUCUAAUUGCAACAGAAGUGCGUUUCAAAUCGCAGGCUACAAUGGGAUCAAAUACAGCUCGCCGACUCUAUCUUCGGCCAUGAGCAAUGUCAAUCCUGCUUUUACCUUCAUCCUCGCCGUUAUUUUCCGAAUGGAGAAUAUAUCUCUAAGGGAAAAAAGUAGCGUAGCCAAAGUGUUGGGAACACUAAUGUCUAUAAUAGGUGCACUUGUUGUUACUCUUUACCAUGGUCCAAAGUUAAUGUCUUCACAUUCCGACUGGGCCAUCGGCGGUGGCCUUCUUGCUCUUCAAUACAUCCUUAUAUCCGUCUCUUACCUUGUUAUGGCUCACACAAUGAGCCGGUAUCCAUCUGCGGUCGUUGUGACGCUCGUGCACAAUGUUUGCAUUGUUGUUGUGUGUGCAUUUGUUAGUCUUUUCGCGGAGAAGGACAAUCCAAAGGCAUGGAUCGUAAGAUUUGACACAAAUUUGAUUAGCGUUGUAGCAAUGGGAACUUUGAAUUCGGGAAACUAUGUUAUACAUACUUGGGCUGUGAGUCAUAAGGGACCUGUGUAUUUGUCAAUGUUCAAACCGUUAUCAAUACUGAUCGCAGCCGCAUCAACUUUCAUUUUCCUCGGCGAGUCAGUCUACCUUGGAAGUGUGAUAGGAGGAAUAUUUAUAUCAAUGGGAUUUUACAUGGUGUUGUGGGGUAAAGCCAAGGAAGACAAAGUGGACAUUUUAGGAACCAUGGAGUCGUCGUCUCCUUCACAUAAACUCAAGGAAGACAAAGUGGACAUUUUAAGAACCAUGGAGUCGUCGUCUUCUUCACAUAAAGCUCCUCUCUUGGUUAAUUAAAAGCAACCCAUAUUUAAUAUUCAGUUUAAAAUUUUAUAAGUGAUAUUUUAGAAAGUUUGAUGAUAUAUUGAUAUGUGUCAUCCAUUUUACAACUUUGGGGGCUGUACAUGAUUCAGAAUCAGAUCAUACCCUGAAUAAAUAACCGUAAUCUUCUUCUACAA